This is a messenger RNA of Auanema sp. JU1783, 5337 nucleotides long. The record is from the annotation of a GenBank genome assembly. NCBI's taxonomy places the organism in Eukaryota, Metazoa, Nematoda, Chromadorea, Rhabditida, Rhabditidae.
AUGCAUACCACCUCGUGGCUGUUGCUUUUUAUAGCAACCGUGUGUUGGGCUCAACAUGGGGAUGAUCGUUGUAAAGACAGAUCUUGCUACCCUGUCACUGGUAAUCUUCUCAUUGGAAGAAAACAUAGACUAAAAGCUUCAUCAACUUGUGGAACAUCUAAGAGAGAAAGAUUCUGCAUUGUCUCUCAUUUAGAAGAGCAAACGAAAUGCUUCUAUUGUGACUCGCGAACAGAAUGGCAGCCGUAUAGGGAACCCUAUAGACUGAGUCACCGAAUUGAGAAUGUUGUUACUGACGCUUAUGAUAACAACAACAAAAACAAAAAAUGGUGGCAAUCUGAAAAUGGAAUGCAGAAUGCAUCUAUCACAUUGGAUCUAGAAGCCGAGUUCCAUUUCACUCAUUUGAUUAUGACCUUCAAAUCAUUCCGUCCAGCUGCUAUGAUUAUCGAGAGAUCAGCUGAUUUCGGGAAGACAUGGAAAGUCUAUCGUUAUUUUGCUUAUGAUUGUGCUGGAUCUUUCCCCGGUAUACCUGAAGGUGUUCCUAAGAAACAUGAAGAUGUUAUUUGCACGAGAGCCUAUUCUGACGUUGCUCCAUCUACUGGAGGAGAGUUAGUCUAUAAGGUUAUUUCUCCUCAUAUUGCCACCGAGAAUCCUUAUGCUGAAGAAAUCGCCAAUUUGCUCAAAAUAACGAAUCUAAGAUUCAAUUUUACCAAGCUUCAUACAUUGGGAGAUGAUUUACUAGACUACAGACCCGAAAUAGACGAAAAGUAUUAUUAUGCCAUUUAUGAAAUUGUUGUUCGUGGAUCUUGUUCAUGCUACGGACAUGCUUCCCGUUGUAUUCCGAUUGAUGGUAGUGAUGGAGAAAAUCGUCCAGACAUUGUUCACGGACGUUGUGAAUGUAUGCACAAUACGGAAGGCUUGAAUUGUGAACGGUGUCGUGACUUUUACAACGAUUUGCCAUGGAGACCAGCUAUUGGUGAAGAAACAAAUGAGUGUCGUCGCUGUGAAUGUAAUGGCCAUGCAGCUAGAUGUCAUUUCGAUAAAGCUGUGUAUGAGCACAGUGGCUUCGUAUCUGGAGGUGUUUGCGAUGACUGUCAGCAUAAUACUCAAGGCAAAAACUGCGAACAGUGUAAGCCAUUCUUCUACCGUGAUCCUCGUAGGGAAAUUUGGGAUCCACAUGUCUGCUUGCCUUGCGAUUGCGACAAAAGUGGCUCAGCAAAUGAAGGAAUAUGCGAGGGAGAGGAAAACAAAGAGCUUAAUCUUGUUGCCGGUAAAUGUUAUUGUAAAACAAAUGUGGACGGGCCAAGAUGUGACCGCUGUAAAAAUGGAUAUUGGAAUCUUACUGCAUCUAAUGAGGAUGGCUGUACUAUGUGUACAUGCAAUCUUCUGGGUACCUACAAUAAUGAAGGUUGUGAUAAGUACACAGGAGCUUGUGCCUGUAAAAGAUUAGUCACUGGCGAGAAUUGUGAUAGUUGUUUGCCUGAGCAUUACGGGCUUUCGGAAGAUCCAGAUGGUUGCAAAGCCUGCGACUGUGAUAUUGGAGGUUCUUUUGAUAACAGCUGUGACUUAGCAACUGGGCAAUGCAAAUGCAGAGAAGGAUUUAGCGGAAGAAGGUGUGACACAGCAGAUUCCAGCUUUUACUGUGCGAACAUUGAUCACUAUACUUAUGAAGCCGAAAGGGCUAAUAUCACCUAUGGUGACGUUGAACUUCGUGAGAUUCCAAUUGAUAAAUAUCAGCACACGUGGACCGGAGAGGGAUAUGCUCGUGUAAACGAGCGUACUAUCCUUCAAUUCGACGUGGACAAUUUACAAAUCAGCCAACCAUACAAUAUUAUUCUGAGAUAUGACACAGCUAGAGAUCCUAUUGGAUGGGAGAAUGUUCAAAUCACCGUUUCCCGACCGGACAGCCCGGAUUCUAGCGGCCGAUGUGCUGAUAGUGAUCCUUCAAAUGACUUCCUUAUAGCACGCCUUCAUCCAGGAGGUAGAUACGUUGAGGUUAGACCAGCAGUUUGUUUAGAGAAAGGUGUGAAUUAUCAAGUACUUGUUCAAUUCGGAGAAAAAAGAACUGGUGUGCCGGAUAGAAGUGCUUUCGGUCUAGUUGAUUCCUUGGUUUUGGCUCCACCAUCGGAAGAGCUAGAAAUUUUCAAAAGCUCUAGAGGUCAACAACAUAAAACUGAGUAUGACAGAUACCAGUGUCGUAAUUUGGCAUUAGCCCUCACCCCAAGGGAACAGAUAUCCGAGACAUGUAUUCGUUACAUUUGCCCUAUUGCGGCUGCCAUCUUGAAUAGAACUUCUGAAUGUGAUUGUGACCCUACCGGAUCCGUUUCCAGCAUUUGUAAUGUUAAAGGUGGUCAAUGUGAAUGCAAGCCAAAUGUUAUUGGAAGAAGAUGCGAUCAAUGCGCUGUAGGAACUUAUGGAUUUGGCCCACAAGGUUGCAGCGAAUGUGCUUGCGACUCUGUAGGAUCCCUCAACAAUCGCUGUGAUAAGCAAAGCGGUCAAUGUUUAUGUAGAGAAAAGGGCAUCUAUGGUAGACAAUGUAACCAGUGUCAACCAGGUUUUUGGAGUUUCCCCGACUGCAGAGUAUGUCAAUGUAAUGACCAUGCAAACAUUUGUGACCAAACUACGGGAGCUUGUAUUGAAUGUCGUGAUCUAACUGCUGGGCAUUAUUGUGACCGUUGUCAAGAUGGUUAUUAUGGUGAUCCCAGACUUGGUGUUGGCUUGCCUUGUAAGCCCUGUCCAUGUCCUGGUGGUCCCACAAGUGGGUUCCAACAUGCUGACACGUGUUACCUCCGUCCCGCCAACAAUACUCAAGAUGUUGUUUGUAACUGCAAUGCUGGAUACUCUGGAGAACGAUGUGGGAAAUGUGCAACGAAUUACUGGGGAAAUCCUACAGAAGUAGGUGGAACCUGUGAACGAUGUGAUUGUAAUGGAAACAUUGAUAUGGGUGUCGAAGAAAGUUGUGAUGCAUCAAGUGGAGAAUGCUUGAAAUGUCUUCAUAAUACGGAAGGAGCUCAAUGUGAACACUGCGUUGAAGGGUACUUUGGAGAUGCAAAGAUCCGCAGUUGUCAACAAUGUGUGUGCAACUCGUUGGGAACCAAUUCUUCAAUUGGAGCUUGCAACCGAAUAACUGGUCAGUGUCCAUGUUUCCCAAAUGUUGUUGGUGAACAAUGUGAUCAAUGUGCCGAGAAUCAUUUCAACUUAUCGAGCAGUGCUGGCUGUUCUGCAUGCGAUUGUGAUCCCAAUGGGGUUUUACUCAAAUCGGAUGGCAACUCUGAUUUACAGUGUAAUACUUUUGAUGGUCAGUGCAAGUGCAAACCGGGAAGAGGUGGAAGAACUUGUUCGGAAUGUGAAGAUUAUUAUUGGGGUGACCCAACCAAGCCUGAUGGAUGCAACAGAUGCGAAUGUAACCCAACUGGCUCAGCUAGCCAACAGUGUCAUCGUAAUAACGGAACUUGUGCUUGUUUGCCUGGAUCAGGUGGAGCUCUCUGUGAUGAAUGCGCCAGAGGCUAUACUGGCAGAUGGCCUUAUUGUCAACCUUGUGGAGAAUGUUUCCAUCAGUGGGAUGGUAUCAUUCAAGGACUGAAAGAGCAAGUAGCUGAAUUAAUCAAUUCGGCUAAUAAUAUAGAAGAUACGGGAGUUGCUUCUGCAUAUGAUGCAGAGUUUGAGAAGAUGGAAGAAACCUUAGAAGAUACUAAGAGAAAGCUGGCUGAUGCGAAUAUCAGUAAAGAACACAUUGAGCAAUUAGAAGAGGAAGUUACGAGAUUGAAGAAAGAAGUAGCAGCAGCUCAUAACCGACUGGAUGGCAUUGAAUCAAGAAUAUCUAAUGCCACUCAAGCCGUUGAUUUUGCACAAGAAGAUUUGAAGGGACUCCAGGAUGAUGCUGAAAAAUUGACGAGUGCAGCAGAUGAUCUGAAUGAAAAGGCUAACAAGAUCAAGGAAGCAGAUGUUCAGGGUGCUUACAAUAUCACCAAAGAAUCCUCUACAAAAUCAGUUUUGGCCCAGCAGAAAACUGAUGCUGCUAUCGGCAAAUUGGCUGCAGCUGAGAGCGAAGCUCGUGCCACGGAAGAGCUUUUGGAGAGAAAUAGAGAAGAUUUUGAGAAACAAUAUUCAGAAAACGAGGCUGCCUUAUUAGAAAAUGAAAAUGCUCUUCAUAUGCUUGAAGAAGCCCUACCAGCUCUUAAUGGAGAUGUAUGCGGUGCAUCUUCGGCUCCAUGUGACUCUCUAUGUGGUGGUCCAGGAUCAUGCGGUUUCUGUGGUGGAAUGACAUGCCCCAAAAAAGAUGGUGCAGUCAAUAAAGCCGAGCAAGCUAAAAACUUCGCCUUGGAAGCCGAUCACAAGUUAAAUCAAAAACAGAAAGAGGCUGAAGAUGUUCUUACGAUGGUGCGUGAUGUGCAUCAAUGGACUGAGACAGCCAAGAAAGAUGCGAACGGAGCACUGGAUACAGCCAAAGACGCUGCUGAUAAAGCUAACAUCACACGGACUCAACUAGAUGAUAUAAUUGGGAAAAUGCAGAGUUUCUUGGAUUCUCCUCGCAGUAGCCCUGAAGAAAUUAGAACACUCUCUGAAGAAGUUUUGUCCAUGAAAAUCAGCUCUACGCCUGAACAGAUAUCUGAAUUAUCAGAAAAAAUCAGAGAAUCCUUAGCUAAGAUUAAUAAUAUCAAAGACAUCCUGGAUGAAACAAAAGAAAAGAAAGCUCUUGCUUCAAACUUAGAGCUCAAGGCAUUGUCAGCCAGUGAAAAGGCUGCCGCUAUCAAAAACACAACAGAUACAGUUAAGGAAGCUCUCGGAAUAGCAUCAGAUGCACAAACGGCAGCUUCGGAAGCUAUACUGGCAGCAAGUGAUGCAAUGAAAGACGCACGUGAAGAUUUAGAACUAGCCAAGAACGAAACAGCGGCGACAGAAGUUGCUGCAAAAACAGCAAAUGAAUCUCUCUCUGGGCUAGAAGGAGAAAUGAAAAAAGUGAAAGUUCAAUACCUCCAAAUAGCUGAUGAUGCUAAAAGUGCCUUCGAGUUAGUAGAUAAGGCAUUGCAAGCUUCUGCUACAGCCGAACAAGGAAACAAACAGAUGACGACUGAUAUCGAUACUGCCCGUACGCUAUUAGAAGAAAGAUCGGAAGGAAACGAUGGUCCUCAAAAAAGAGCCGAGAAUUUGAGACAACGAGCAUCAAAGCUGUUAUAUCAAGCAUUGAAACAAAACGAAGAUAUUGAUGCUCUUACAAAAGAUGCUUCCGAUGUUAAACUGGAUGAUUAUCAAAGAGCUCUCGAAGAACUUAGCUCUCGUUUAGAAUCGGUAACCAAAGAUAUACAUUCGAGAACAGAGUUUUACUCUCAUUGUGACUAA